GUUAGCAUGGGAUGUGCUGAUACUGUUUGUUUUUAACGGUGAAGACGUGUAACAUUGUGGUGUGGAACUUCCAGUUUGAGGAAUGUUUAUUUAGGGAAAAGGCUCAGGUGUUGCUGGUGUUUUGACGAGUUGCAGGUGGAGAACUUCAACUCAGAGGAGCCAUGGCUAUCUUGUUUGCAGUAGUUGCAAGAGGCACUACCAUCCUUGCAAAGAAUGCCUGGUGUGGAGGGAAUUUUUUGGAAGUGACUGAACAGAUACUAUCAAAAAUACCAUCAGAAAAUAAUAAACUGACUUAUUCCCAUGGAAAUUACUUAUUCCAUUAUAUUUGCCAAGAGAGGAUAAUAUACUUGUGUAUCACAGAUGAUGAUUUUGAGCGAUCAAGAGCAUUUACUUUUCUAAAUGAAAUAAAGAAAAGAUUUCAAACUACAUAUGGAUCAAGGGCACAAACAGCCUUGCCUUAUGCAAUGAACAGCGAAUUCUCCAGUGUGUUAGCUGCACAAAUGAAACAUUUGUCAGAAAACAAGAAAUCUGAUCGUGUUUUGGAGACUCAAGCGCAGGUUGAUGAGUUGAAAGGAAUCAUGGUCAGAAAUAUUGAUUUGGUAGCACAAAGAGGAGAAAAAUUGGAGUUGUUAAUUGACAAAACUGAAAAUUUAGUGGAUUCUUCGGUCACAUUUAAAACCACCAGUAGGAACCUGGCCAGAGCGAUGUGUAUGAAAAACCUCAAGUUGACAAUAAUUAUCGCCAUCGUAGCAAUUGUAGUCGUUUACAUCAUUGUAUCAGCAGCAUGUGGUGGUCUCUCAUGGCCAACUUGCAUCAAGAAAUGAGUUGAGUGGUUGGUCUAUUCGCUGGAAGGAAAAAUGGAGCAAUCUAGUUUUAACCACUGGUAUGCAGAUUUCAUUGGAGAUCUACAUGAAAUUCAUCUUCUUUCUCCAAAUACCAUGCAUUGAAAGGCUGUAGUUUCUGCUUGCCUUAUAUUUGACAUUUUUAUACUUUUCAUAUUAACUGAAGGAGUUACUGCAUUACAAUUGAAAUAAUUCAUUUUAUUGUGUUCAGUUGAGAAAUAAAUGUUCUAAUUUUUAAAAAUUAAUAUAGUGCAUUACUUUGACAUGAAUCAACCUGUUGAGCACUUUCUAAAAUUGUGUGCAGGAGAUGUUUAGAGAAGCAUGAGGUCAAUUGUGAUUUGCCUUUCUUUUCUCUUUUGGUGCCCCCCUCCUUUUCCCCAGUAAAAUGAGAAUAACUUGUCUGAGCAGAAACAAAUAAUACCAGUGCUUCCUCUGAAUCAUCCAGGGGAGCUGACCAUCUGUGUUCUCAAUACAAAUUGGGGAACCGUAAUGCUAAAUAGCUCCAUUCCGCAACAUUUUGGAAAGUGUUUGAGGUGUUGCAUAACUCCAGAAUUGAGGGAUGGUAUUAACCAAAAAGACAUUUGAAUGGAUGCUGUAGUAAUGGGAAUCCUUACUGGACCAAUGUAAAAAUGUAAAUAUGUUUCUUAUGCCAGUCAUGUGGCCAGUAUUAUGUACAGUACAUCCCAACAAAUCUACUAUAGCAAUGUGGUACACACCUGUCAUGGGUUACUUAAAUGAUUACUAUAACGCUGCUGUAUGUAGAGCUUUUGUUAGCCAAAUCUGUAAAGUUUUUUUUUAUGGUUCACAUUUGUAUUUGUGCAGCUUUGAUCCCUUUGCAGGCAAAAUAAGAGUUUCAGUUUGAAGUUUUAUUGUUUUAUAAAACUGAACAGGAUUUUUCAAAAACAGCCUCCACUGUGGUUUCUGGACCCAAGGCAGCAACCUUUUUAAAAUCUUUAAACCAUAUGUUCCUAUAAUUUUGGAAUUGUAUCCUUUGGUGGCUGGAGAUUAUGCAGGGACUCAUGGCUUUUUUAAAAAAAGUGGUGGCUCUGUCUUUUCAUGUCAUCUGAUUUGGAUUUGCAUUAUUUCAAGAGAAGCACAUCACCUCCAUGGUUCUGAUGUGAACUACUGGAUGAUUGUGGAUAAGAAUGAUGAUCAGAUAUGUGGGAUAUGGAUUUUUGUGAAGCUCAGUCCAUGAGAUGGAACUUGUAUAGUUCCUAUCUAGAAUAACUCAACCCAGUUCAGUUCCCUGUGCUUACAUUAACACUGCAUUCUUAAUCCUUAUAAGAAUCCAAAAAAUCACUUUUUACAUUUGUUUUGGUUUGCCUUGCCAAAUACUUGGGUAAAAUGCUGUGCAGAAUGGUUCCUAUUGAUAAGUUGGUCCAUGUCACGCAAGAGAAAUGCAGCAUUUGUACUGUUUCUAUCACUAUUAGAUUAACAAGAUGGGAGGGUUGCAUCAAAGUAUCAAUAAAUAUUAACUCCUACAGCUGUUGUUAAAUAUAAAUCUUAGCCUACUUGCAACUGGAUUCUCACAUUUGGAGCCAAAGCAACACUUUCCUCACCUGUUAUGUAUGUAUUUUAGUUUUGUUUUAAUGGCAUAUCUAUUACUGAACCCCCACCUCUAAAGAAUCUGCUCAAUGGGCUGUCAUUUAAUACUGCAACUUAUUUGUGCAAUUACAUCUUUGCCUUUUAACAAGCACAAAUUUACAGGAGGGCUUUGUUUGAGUUAACAUGUAAUCUCUGGUGCAAAUCUUUAAGAUUAAGUAUUAUCUAUUUUAAUCAAGAUUUAUGCUUGGGUUCCUUGGUACUCUUUAUGCAUAUCUGGUAUCUUCAGUAGUUGUGUAGAUUGAAACAAAUCUAGAUGUCACUAAUUUAAGUCGUAGUUACAUCUCAACUCAUCUACUGAAAUCCUUCACUGUUCAUAAGUUUUGCUAGUAGAAGAUUCAUGUGAAAUAAUGGCCUCUGAAUAAAUUACACCUGUCCCCCACACUAACCUCAGGAUAAGCAUUCAGAUCACUGUUCAAGUUUUAAAACUGUGUGGAAAUAUAUUAAUAUCAAUCUUGCUCUUGUUAAAAUAUUAAUCAUUUGUAAUAAACUUUGGCUGUAUAAGAAGCUUUUGCUCUUGUACUUUGCAUUAUUGAAUGGUAGAAAUAAAUUGUUUAAACAUGA
Molecule: messenger RNA, 3008 nt
Organism: Chiloscyllium plagiosum (whitespotted bambooshark)
Lineage: Eukaryota; Metazoa; Chordata; Chondrichthyes; Orectolobiformes; Hemiscylliidae
Source: RefSeq, a predicted model, not a curated record